AUGGAAAGUCAAAGUCAACCCAUUACACUCAUUUGUAACAACGAAUUUUUAUAUAUUGAAGAAAACUUUGAAACCAGAACCACAAACUUUUCUUUGUUUCAUGUUUUCAAUCUAAAAGGUCCCAUAAACGGUAUUUCUUUAUCUGGUAUUGUUAUACCGACCUCACUUGAUAAAUUUUACGAAUUUGAAGUGUCUGAAUAUGAUGGCACUUCCUUUAAGGUUAAAAUUCUUUUCGUCAACCAAACCCAUUUAGAUUUUGUCAAUUUGUUACGCGUUGCUGCAGAAGAUUUGUAUUUCGUUUCUGAAAAUGGUUUCUCUGAUUGGGUUCCUAUCGAUUCUAUAACACUUCGAUUGAUUUAUCCAAAUGCAAAUUCGGUAAACCUAAUUGGAAAUCUUACAGAAGAACAACAGAUAGAUGAGCAUAACUUGAUUGAAGAAUCCAUUUCACCUGAUUAUGGUGAUGUUGAAUGGCUUUCACGCAAACUGAAAGAGAUGGCAUUACUUUUUCAAUCAAAAUCUGAUAUGCCAGCUGAUGUGUUGGAAGGUCUUUUUAGUUCCAUGUUUCCGAGACGUGUUACAACUAUGAACAUUAUUGAGGGAGUUGGAAUUUUAAUUUCUGCUAUGGAUCAUAGAUUGAAAUAUCGAUUGAUUCGAAAUAUCUUUAAGAAGUUGGCCUCUCUUAUCAAAAAUAAUAAUUUGAAAUCGAUGCUUCUUGAAAACCGAUUUGUGCCAGAUUUUCAUUUCAAUAUUAUUCUUAAUCUUUGGACCCUUAUUGAAAGUUUUAAGGUCAUUAAUAAAACAUGUGAAGUGCUCAGGGAUUCCGAUGAGAAAUUCAAAAAUAUUUUGGCAGUAGAAAGUUCAAACUUUAAAACAUACCUUGAACACGUAGAUAUUUUGAUUUUAAACAUUUUAACUAUUCUCGCUAAUGAGCAAUAUGAUUUACUUCAAUCACGCUUAUCAAUUUUCAUCAAAGCGAUUGAAGAUUUGAUGAAACUCAUCGAAUUGAUAUCCGUCAAGUGUAAUGAGCAUUUAAAAGAAAUAGAAUCUGAAGAACAAGUCGCGAAAAGGAAAGCAUUGCUACAUCUUGGAAUUGCGGCUGUUGAAGUAAUCUAUGGUUUCUCAAUGUACAGAUCACGUAGUACAGUUCAGAGAAUUACUGAGGGUGCAAUAUUUGUAGCAAAUGGAUUUGCUUUUGGUAAAUCGUUUGCUGCAAAACAACAAUUUGUUGAGGCUAUUAAUCAACAAAGCAACACACUCAGGAGAUUACAUGAAUUACAUGCUACUUUCACUCAAAUGUCCAAUCAAGGAAAAAGACUCGUAUUGGAUUUAAGUGGCGAAGAGAUGUCGUAUCAACGUGAAACGUUGAUCGAGGAAUUCGUGGAAUUUAGAAUUCAAUGCAAAAAUUUUGCUUGUGUGUUGGAUGAACGGUCUUUUCACGCAACAGCUAUUUUAAGACAACGUAAAGAUUAUUAUGAACUUUUGGGUGUAGACAAGAAAGCUUCCCAAGCCGAGAUCAAAAAGGCAUAUUAUGGUCUUGCGAAAAAGUAUCACCCGGAUACAAAUAAAGAUCCUACGGCGAAAGAAAAAUUUGUACAAAUUCAGGAAGCAUAUGAUAUAUUAUGCGAUGAAGAAAAGCGAGCACAAUAUGAUCAAUUUGGAUCAUCAUUUGCAGAGGGUGGACCAACUGGAGCAGGUGGAUUCCCUAGCGGAGCGAACUUUGAGGGUUUUGGUGGGUUUGGUUUCAAUGGCCACAACGAUCUUUUCAAUCAAUUUUUUGGAGGGGCAAGAGGAUUUGGCCCAGGAGGAAGACAAUCCGCCGAGUUUGGACAACCAUUCGUGACCGGAUCGGAUAUAGAAAUAGGAUUAAGCUUAUCAUUUAUGGAAGCAGUAAAGGGAGUAACGAAAAGUAUUAUGGUAGAAUCGAUCGCAAAAUGUAAAUCAUGCAAAGGAUUGGGAACCAAAGGAAACAAAAAACCGGAUACAUGUAAAGCAUGCAAAGGCAGCGGAGUAAUAUUUUUGCAAGUGGGUUCAGGAUUUCACAUGCAAAGUGUGUGUUCUGAAUGUGGUGGCAAAGGUACUAGAAUAUCUGUGGCAAAUCAAUGUCAAACAUGCGGUGGUAAAGGACAAGUGAAAGAAAGAAGGACUGUUUCAGUCCCCGUUCCUGCAGGGGCGGAAGAUGGAAUGAGGCUUCGUAUACCGAAACAAGGAGAUAUGCCUCUUGGCAGUGAAGGAACACCAGGAGACUUAUAUGUUAGAUUACAAGUUUCACCACAUAAAACAUUUAAACGACUAGGACCACAUAUUCAUGUUGAUGCAACAGUUCCAUUUUAUACAGCUAUGUUGGGUGGAUAUAUCCAUGUACCUACAAUAGACGGAGAGGUUGAACUUAAAAUUCCGUCAGGUACUCAACCUGAACAACAAGCUCUUUUGAAAAAGCGUGGUGUGACAAGUAUAGAUAGUCAUUAUCGUGGUGAUCAGAUCGUUACUUUUAAAGUCACUUUACCAAAGACACUUGACCCUAAACAACGCGAAUUAAUUGAACAAUUUGUAUCUGUAACCGAGGGAACACGACCAAAUGAAGCUAAAGAAGGUGGUGAUGGAUUCUUCAAGAGCACAUUUG
Molecule: messenger RNA, 2620 nt
Organism: Funneliformis caledonium
Lineage: Eukaryota; Fungi; Glomeromycota; Glomeromycetes; Glomerales; Glomeraceae
Source: the annotation of a GenBank genome assembly